Molecule: messenger RNA, 1455 nt
Organism: Marasmius oreades (fairy-ring Marasmius)
Lineage: Eukaryota; Fungi; Basidiomycota; Agaricomycetes; Agaricales; Marasmiaceae
Exons: 8
Coding region: 1-1455 (484 amino acids)
Molecular function (GO): heme binding; monooxygenase activity; iron ion binding
Source: RefSeq, a predicted model, not a curated record
AUGUCCUGGAUAACAGCUACGAUCUCUCUACUUCUGGCCCAGGUCGUAACAUCGGUUUUCUACCGAUUAUUUUUCCAUCCUCUCCGAAGAUUCCCUGGACCAUGGCUCGCCGCAAUCACCAAGUACUACAGGGGGUAUUACGAGCUAUUUUGUGACGGAGGGUGGCUGGAUCAGCUCCAAGUGUUGCACGAACAGUAUGGACUUGUCGUCAGAGUCACUCCAAACGAGCUCCAUUUUAGCGAUCCCAAUGCUUAUAACGAUAUAUACGUAACUUCGAGGGCACCUAAGGAUCCCACCUGGUACUCUCAUACUUCACCAGCUCCGGGGUCAGUAAUAAGUGAACUCGAUCCGAAGGAGGCUACAAGAAGGCGAAUGAAACUUGGUUCGUAUUUUUCUCGAAAGUCGGUCUUACAGCUCGAGGGACUGGUUCAAGCGAAGGUGAAUAAGCUCAUCAAGCGACUAUCAUCAUCUCAAAAGCCAACAAAUAUACACUACGGAUACCGAGCUGCGACCCUCGACAUCAUCACGUCGUACGUGUUUCCCCAAGAAAUGAACGCGCUCGACUCUACCGACUUCAACCACCCAUUUCUGACCGCUGUCGAGGGCAUUUUCCAAACGGUGUGGAUCCUCAGUUAUCUCCCCUUCCGUCUCGACCGACUUCCCGAGUGGAUCUGUCGGAGGAUAGCCCCGAUGACCAUACCCCUUUUAGACGAACGGCAGUAUAUUGCAAACAAAAUCGAUGGAAUGGCCACGAGCGACCACAAUCCGGAAGACCGAAAGGCAGUAUUCGAACUGUUUCUCAGAGAUUCUGCGGAAGGACUUCCGAGGUGGAAGCUCAUAGACGAAGGUGCUCUUUUCCAGAUGGCUGCGACAGACACGACAGCGAACGCAUGUGUUAUAGGGACCUUCCAUUUGUUGACGAAUCCGGAUAUUUUGGUGAAGUUGAGGAGCGAGCUUGAUGAGGCUUGGAAGGAUGCUGAAGAGGGUAUGAUAUAUGAACAAUUAGGGGAAUUGCCGUAUUUGGGAGCUGUGAUUAGAGAAUCUCUGCGACUAUCCUGCGGCGUAGCGGCGGCCGCACCCCGUCAGGUCGGAAAGAAGGAAAUGGUUAUUGCAGGAUGUACCGUACCUCCAGGCACCGUCAUCGGUUGUGCCUCAUAUAUAGUACACUCAAACCCGACUCUCUUUCCAGACCCACACAAAUUUAUUCCAGAACGUUGGUUAGGUGAGGACUCACGCAAGUUGGAGAAGUAUCUCGUCGCAUUUUCAAAGGGUCCACGGACAUGUUUGGGAAUCAAUCUGGCGUGGUGUGAGAUGUACUUACUUAUCGCCAACGUUUUCCGGAAGUUGGACCUGGAAGCCUAUGAGGCGACACCGGGAACUGUGCGCUUCAGAGACUAUAUCUUACCCUUUUUCCACGAGCACCUGCAUGUGCAGGUCAAUGGCUUGAGAUCGUGA